AUGGGGUCAGCUUCUGCCUACCCCUCUCUAGAAUGGGAUGACAGCAUAAGGCUGUUCGAGUUAUCGAGAUCCGACCUACCAGGUGGACGGCUGUACGGCCGUCUAACAUCCGUUCGAUUAUCCAAUUGUCCAGAAUACUGUGCUAUUUCAUACGUGUGGAAAGAGCCACGUACAAAGCACGUUGUUCUGUCCAAGGACUGCACCAUCGAUGUUCCGGAUUCGCUUUUCGAUGGUCUCUCGGAGAUCCUGCGAGAAAGAGAAGUAAAGCUGAUUUGGGCAGACCAGGUGUGCAUCAGACAAGCCGAUGACCAUGAAAAAGAAUCGCAAGUGGUUCUUAUGGCGCAAAUCUAUGGUCACGCCCAUCUGGUUAUUGCCUGGCUUGGAAAGCCAGCAGAGGACACCAGGCUGGCCUUCCGAUUACUUGAGUUCUUUGCGGCUCUGCCAAGUGAGACUCGUGGCGUCGUCGAAGGAUCGGAAGCUCAGCGUCCUCUUCUUAUACUCGAGGAACUCGCUCAAGAGCUAUGUUUGGAUGAUCGAGUUCAAGUUUUCGCCGAUCCCACUAACGCAGCCUGGCGAGGUGUUUUCGCCUUGGUCAAACGACCAUGGUUUACCAGAUUCUGGGUGGUCCAAGAGGUUGCUUUGUCUUCCAAUCUCAGUAUCCGAUGCGGGAAAUUCGAGAUCUCUGGAGACCCCUUCUGCCGCGUCUUGCGACUCAUCAGUAUGAUCGCGUUGUUUCCUCCUCCAGUGGAUCUGAUGAACGAUUUCAACCUUGGGCUUCAGCUGACCAACUUGAGAGGUUCAAUUAUGGUGGGGAAAUCCCAGAGCUUCCUUCACCUAGCACACAGGUUUAGUCACUGGAAUUGUACAGACGAUCGAGACAGACUCAAUGCACUUGUCAGCGUGGCUUUUAAGGGGAAUCCUUCGCCGUGGUUUUCUCCCAAUUAUCGCACCGAUGUAGGCGGAGUCUACCAAAUUUUUGCCGAGUCAUACAUUUCUGCCACUGGGAACUUGGACAUCCUGCAUUUCGCGGGCGACAGCAGGCCUGUCGUUCUCCCCACUGCUGGUGGACUUCAAAUCUAUAAUGUUCCGUACAUGAACGACGAAUCGAACGUGGCCGCCACGUGGAGCCCGGAUUGGAGGAUAAAAACAAGGCCGCUACCGUUUCUCUCGGAGAAUUCUGUCAACGAUGGUCUUGCUUUUUCCGCAACUCACUCUGUUGCAGACUUUCAACUUGAUUCGUCUCGACGUAGAUUGCGCGUCAGAGCUCUCCUUGUGAACGAAGUGAAGGUUAUUGGUCCGCCACUUCUACCGGACUGCCUGCGAUCGAGGUCUCAACAUUCAAAAUUGAGGGAAUUCUCAACAUUUGGUUUGCUUUGGCAAGAUCUGUCUGUGGUCAAGAUGCAGAGGAUGAAGACUGGGUGCAUCGAUUUGCCAUAA
This is a messenger RNA of Fonsecaea pedrosoi CBS 271.37, 1437 nucleotides long. RefSeq lists its product as uncharacterized. The coding region runs from base 1 to 1437 and encodes 478 amino acids. The transcript has a single exon. Lineage: Eukaryota; Fungi; Ascomycota; Eurotiomycetes; Chaetothyriales; Herpotrichiellaceae. The record is from RefSeq and is a predicted model, not a curated record.